Molecule: messenger RNA, 3290 nt
Organism: Glycine soja
Lineage: Eukaryota; Viridiplantae; Streptophyta; Magnoliopsida; Fabales; Fabaceae
Product: beta-glucosidase 46-like
Exons: 17
Coding region: 236-3025 (929 amino acids)
Biological process (GO): transmembrane transport; carbohydrate metabolic process
Cellular component (GO): membrane
Molecular function (GO): beta-glucosidase activity; transmembrane transporter activity
Source: RefSeq, a predicted model, not a curated record
CCAAGUCUAGCAUCUCUUCCUCACCUAGGAAAAACCGUUUCCAACUCUACCAUUUUCCCACCAACCCUCCACUCUCUUCCUCAAAACAAUCGUUAAUCUCUUCUACAUUGUGAAGUCUGAUAUUCUCUAAGUAGACAACACAAACACACCUCAAUUUAUAGCACCCAUCUUUCUUUUCUCCCACAAAUUCAGCUCCAUUUUGUUACACGUUCAAAUAAUAAGCCAAGAAGCCACCAUGAUCUCUUCAAUGAAGUGCACAGCCUCAUCUCUCACAUGUUCCGCUUUCUCAAACAGAAAGAUUCCCAUUGCAAGGCCACAACUUGUCACGUUACCAACCAUUAACAACGUUGAACAAAACACGGGUCUCUCUCAGUUGUGUUCACAGAAACCGCUCUACCUUUCAUCCACUGAGAACUUGGCAUUGGUGAAGAGAAGGAGGGAGACUGAGUGCCAGGCCUAUGAAGCCGAUAGGUCACGGCCUCUGGAGAUUAACAUUGAGCUGCCGGGCGAAGAGGCGGCGCAGAGGUUCAAGAUUGGGCUGUAUUUUGCUACAUGGUGGGCUUUGAAUGUGGUGUUCAACAUUUACAACAAGAAGGUUUUGAAUGCUUUUCCUUACCCAUGGCUCACCUCCACUUUGUCCCUUGCUGCUGGCUCCCUCAUGAUGUUAGUCUCCUGGGCCACCAGGGUUGCUGAGGUCCCAAAAGUUAACUUGGACUUCUGGAAGGCCUUGUUUCCUGUUGCGGUGGCACACACAAUUGGGCAUGUUGCUGCAACUGUGAGCAUGUCCAAGGUUGCUGUUUCAUUCACUCACAUCAUCAAGAGUGGAGAGCCAGCUUUCAGUGUUCUUGUGUCAAGGUUCUUGCUCGGAGAAGCAUUCCCAAUGCCGGUAUAUCUGUCACUGCUGCCAAUUAUUGGUGGUUGUGCAUUAGCUGCAGUGACUGAGCUCAAUUUCAAUAUGAUUGGCUUUAUGGGGGCUAUGAUAUCAAAUUUGGCAUUCGUCUUCCGCAAUAUAUUCUCAAAGAAAGGGAUGAAGGGAAUGUCUGUUAGUGGAAUGAACUACUAUGCUUGUCUUUCCAUAAUGUCACUACUAAUUCUCACACCUUUUGCCAUUGCUGUUGAGGGCCCCAAGGUUUGGAUUGCAGGCUGGCAAACAGCUGUGUCUCAGAUUGGUCCCAAUUUUGUAUGGUGGGUAGCUGCCCAGAGUGUCUUCUACCACUUGUACAAUCAAGUCUCAUACAUGUCUCUUGAUCAGAUUUCUCCCUUAACAUUCAGCAUUGGAAACACAAUGAAGAGGAUUUCGGUCAUUGUCUCUUCCAUCCUUAUCUUUCACACGCCUGUUCAGCCCAUCAAUGCUCUUGGUGCUGCCAUUGCAAUUCUUGGCACCUUCCUCUAUUCACAGGCUAAACAUACUUUACCAAGACUCCCUCAAACACACACAAAACAAAACAUGGAGCUUCCACUCCUAGCACAUCAUGCACUCUUUGCACUAAGCUUUUGCAUCUCAAUUUUCUUGGCAUCGUGUGAUGAUGAUUUUCUAUCCGUGAAAAAGAAUUCAAGUUCAUCUCCAUUUCCUAGCAACUUUCUUUUUGGAACUGCAUCUUCUUCAUAUCAGUUUGAAGGAGCUUACUUGACUGAUGGUAAGGGACUAAAUAACUGGGAUGUUUUCACUCAUAAGCCAGGCACUAUAAUGGAUGGAACUAACGGUGAUGUAGCUGUUGAUCAUUACCAUCGUUAUCAGGAGGACGUGGAUCUUAUGGAUUACAUUGGAGUCAACAGUUAUCGCUUUUCUUUAUCAUGGGCCAGAAUUUUGCCCAAGGGUAGAUUCGGCAAGGUGAACUGGGCUGGCAUUGAUUAUUAUAACCAGCUAGUUGACACAAUUGUCUCUAAAGAAAUAGAACCUUUUGUCACAAUGUCACAUUAUGACAUUCCUCUGGAACUUGAGGAAAGAUAUGGAGGUUGGCUAAGUCCUGAAAUCCAGGAGGAUUUCAAGUAUUAUGCAAACAUAUGCUUCAAGAAUUUUGGAGACAGAGUCAAAUACUGGGUCACCUUUAAUGAACCAAACGUUGCAACUAUUCGUGGUUAUAGAACAGGGAUGUGGCCACCUUCUCGUUGCUCUGGUUCAUUUGGUAAUUGCAGCUAUGGUGGGGACUCAGAGAGGGAACCUUUCAUUGCAGCUUCUAACCUUCUCUUAUCCCAUGCGGUUGCCGUUGACCUAUAUCGAACCAAAUAUCAGAAAAAACAGGGAGGGAAAAUUGGAGUUGUGAUGAAUGCUAUAUGGUUUGAACCUGUCAGCAACUCCUGGAAAGACAAGUUAGCUGCUGAGCGAGCUCAAUCAUUUUAUAUGAAUUGGUUUUUGGACCCAAUUAUCAUAGGGGAGUAUCCAGCAGAAAUGCAUGAAAUAUUAGGACAAGACCUCCCAACAUUUUCAAGAUACGACGUGGAAAAACUCAAGUCCGGGUUAGAUUUCAUUGGAGUAAACCACUACACCAGUGCCUUUGCCAAAGACUGCAUCUUCUCUGCGUGUGAACAAGGACGAGGGUCUUCAAGGACUGAAGGUUUUACUCUAAGAUCGCCACAAAUGAAUGGUAUCAGCAUUGGAGAACCGACUGCACUUGACUGGUUGUAUGUCCACCCACAAGGCAUGGAGAAGAUACUGACUUACUUAAAGCACAGGUACAACAACAUACCAAUGUUCAUUACCGAAAAUGGAAUUGGGAUGAGGGAGAAUUCCAACCAUGCCACUAAAGAAAUCAUCAAUGAUGUCGAAAGAGUGGAAUACUUGCGUGGUUACUUGGAUUCCUUGGCAACAGCAAUAAGGAAAGGAGCAGACGUGAGAGGGUACUUUGUGUGGUCCUUGCUUGACAACUUUGAGUGGACUGAUGGAUACUCUAUAAGGUUUGGACUUCAUCAUGUGGACUAUGCAACUCUCAACAGAACCCCAAGAAUGUCUGCAUUUUGGUACAAAAACUUCAUUGCUCUUCAUGCCCCUCGUGCAGGCACAAGACCUCAGCAUACUCAAGAGUGACGAACAAUGGAAUGAUAUAUAGUUUACUUUCAAGGAAGAAAAUAAGCAGUCAUUUUCUUUAAUGGCAUGUUUAGUUUAGGAAAGAAAGUGAAAGGGAAAAAAUAGAAAGAAAAAAAAAAGAAUAGAAAGUGAGUUGAUUAUAUAAGUUAUUACCGUAUUUCUUUUUCCUAGUUUGGUUGUGAAAAAAAUGAAAGAGAAGAGAAAAAAUAUAUGUAUAAUGAUAUAAAUAUCUUUAAUAAAAAAAUAAAGUAUGUUAAAAUGUGUU